Molecule: messenger RNA, 1089 nt
Organism: Daucus carota subsp. sativus
Lineage: Eukaryota; Viridiplantae; Streptophyta; Magnoliopsida; Apiales; Apiaceae
Product: large ribosomal subunit protein eL8y
Exons: 7
Coding region: 160-933 (257 amino acids)
Biological process (GO): ribosome biogenesis; maturation of LSU-rRNA
Cellular component (GO): cytosolic large ribosomal subunit
Molecular function (GO): RNA binding
Source: RefSeq, a predicted model, not a curated record
GGUCGGAAUAAUAGGGAUAUAGAGUUGGGCUCGGGUGUUUAGGGCCUUUUUAUAUGAUGCGGUAUCUAGGGUUUAUACAUACCACUUGAUCACUACCCCCGCCGUUGCCUAAAUCCUAAAUCACACACACAAAGCUUUACUAGUCGCAUCUCUGGUCAAAUGGCUCCAAAGAAAGGGGUUAAGCCUGUAGCAGCCAAAAAGAAGGCGGAUAAGGUGAUGAAUCCGUUAUUUGAGAAGCGCCCAAAGCAGUUUGGGAUUGGAGGGGCCAUUCCCCCGAAGAGGGAUAUGCAUAGAUUUGUUAGAUGGCCUAAGGUUGUUCAGAUUCAGAGGAAGAGGAUGAUCCUCAAGCAGCGCUUGAAGGUUCCGCCUGCGUUGAAUCAGUUUACGAAGACCCUUGACAAGAAUCUGGCAACAAACCUGUUUAAGAUGCUUCUCAAGUAUAGGCCAGAAGAUAAGGUUGCAAAGAAAGAGCGUCUGCUGAAAAAAGCCCAGGCUGAGACUGAAGGGAAAACUAUUGAAUCGAAGAAGCCAAUUGUUGUGAAGUAUGGUCUGAACCAUGUUACUUACCUUAUUGAACAGAACAAAGCACAAUUGGUAGUUAUAGCUCAUGAUGUUGAUCCAAUUGAACUUGUUGUCUGGCUUCCUGCACUCUGCAGAAAGAUGGAGAUCCCGUAUUGCAUUGUGAAGGGUAAAGCACGUUUAGGAACUAUUGUUCACAAAAAAACUGCAUCUGUUUUGUGCCUGACCACUGUGAAAAAUGAGGACAAGAUGGAGUUCAGUAAAAUAUUGGAAGCUAUUAAGGCCAAUUUUAAUGACAAAUAUGAGGAGUACCGUAAGAAGUGGGGAGGAGGUAUUAUGGGUUCAAAGUCACAAGCCAAAACAAGGGCCAAAGAGAGGAUCCUUGCCAAGGAAGCUGCACAGAGGAUGAACUAGAAGCUCUGAUCUUUUUUGUUAUUGCAAAUCUGUUGACUUGCAUAAUUUUAUAUGGAUAGAAUAUCUGCAAGAGGUCAUAUUUGGUCUAGGCACAAUCAUGACACUUGCAUGUUACUUUUUUGCGUGGGAUUUAAUGGAUAGUUGGCUCUUGCUUAA